Sphaeramia orbicularis (orbiculate cardinalfish) is the source of this 5813-nucleotide messenger RNA. RefSeq names its product NLR family member X1-like. NCBI's taxonomy places the organism in Eukaryota, Metazoa, Chordata, Actinopteri, Kurtiformes, Apogonidae. The record is from RefSeq and is a predicted model, not a curated record.
GUGUGACACCAGUGGUUGGAGUCAACAGAUGGAGGGAGCAGAAGGAGAAGUCCUGGAACUGGGAAGGACUGGAGAGCACUGCAGCUGAAGGACACAAGAACAAACUGAAGACCAGGACAAGUCUGAGAAUGCUCCUCGACAUCAAGUGACAGCUGAAGAACAGGAUGAGUUUGGUGCACAGGCUGACUCAGCUGGUUGGAGUAUGGAGGUGGAAGAGGAGGGCCGGGCCGCCCCUGUGCACCGCCGCUGGCCUUCACUGGAGGACCUUCUGCUCCACCACCGCUCCAGACCCAGAUCCAGUAGAGACUCACAAGAGGAGGCUCAUCCAGUGGUUCAGCCACCUUCCCAACGAGGAGAAGCAGUUCGGCGGGUACUUCAGCCCCGACACCAUGCACGUGGACCCGCUGAUCCUGGAGAGGCGGCCUGAGGAGAGAGCCGGUCUGGUGAGCUCCCCCGUUCUGCCCCAGACCGGCAGCUCCUCUGUGACCGUGGAGCAGCUGUUCGAGGCCACGGACGUGCGGGACCAGGAGACGGGGGUCACCGUGCUGAUGUACGGAGCGGUGGGAACCGGAAAGAACACGGUGCUCCGAAAGCUGGUCCUGGACUGGUGCAGGGGGGCCGCGCUGACCCAGUUCAAGCUGCUGCUGCCCUUCUCCUGUGAGGAUCUCAGCCAUAUGACAAAGACAGUGUCUUUAAGGGACCUGGUGAGCAGGAAGUAUUUCCAUCUGAGAAAACACCCCCUGCUGAGCGGGGAGGGAAACCAGGCCAAGGACCUUCUCUUCCUGUUCCAUAAGAUGGAGAAGAUGAAGCUGGACUUCCGGAUCGGAUCCACAGAGCUGUGCAGUGACCCCAACGAGGCGCUGCCUGCAGGCGUAGUGGUGGUCAACCUGCUGAGGAAAUACAUGCUACCUGAGGCCAGUAUCUUGGUGUCCACCAGACUGUCUGCCCUGGACCGGAUCCCUCAGAAGUAUGUGAGCCGCUACGCGCAGAUCUGUGGUUUUAAUGACCCGGACCGCCAGCGGGCCUACUUCACCAGCCGCCUCCUGCAGCAGAGCGGGGAGGCUGCGCAAAAAAACGAGGCUCUCGUGGAGCUUCUUUACCUGAACCUCCAGAGGGAGAGCCAGCUGGCGGCCGCCUGCUUCCUCCCCUCCUACUGCUGGCUCACAUGCGCCACCUUACACUUCCUCCAUUUCACACAUACCAACACGCCCAUUCGCACCCUGACCGGUAUCUACACCAGCUUCCUCAGACUCAACUUCGGGGGUGAAGUUCUCAGCCCGGGCAGAGCCAUGUCCACGCAGGAGCACCAAAACUCUCUGAUGCUGCACGUAGUCCGCACAGUCGGUAAACUAGCCUUAGAUGGAGUGACGUACAAACGUACGUCAUUCACAGAAAAAGAGCUGGAGCAGUGGAUCGGAGGGAAGACCAAGACGGACGAGGAGCUACGGCAGCUGGCUGUGUUCAGAACCGACGUGCUGGACUUCUUCAUGGCUCCUUGUGUCGAGAGCUCCAAGCAUCUCCCGGAAGAUCUGAGUGAGGCUGACGAGAAGCGCUACGUGUUCGCUGUCCCGGCUAUGCAGGAGUACCUGGCUGCCCUUUAUGUCGUUCUCGGGGAGAAUAAAUCCGCUCUGGAAAAGCUGACCAAGCAGGUGUCUACAGCCAUCGGUCAGGCCGGGGACGACGUCAGCACCAUCAUCAACAUUUUCUCUAAGUUCAUCCCCCUGCGGAUCUUUGCCCUCUUCAACCUCCUCAAGUUUUUCCCGAAGCUCUUUGAGAAACUCAGCAGUCACAACAAAGGCAACAUCGCCAGAACCAUGGCGGCCGAGAUGUUUCGCACUGAGGACAGCUACAACGAGGAUGUCCUAGAUCAGGUGGAGCAGAACCUGCUGGGAGUUCACGGGCCGCAGCAGCAGCAGCACACAGAAGGGCAGCCCUUUGAGCUCUACCCCAUCUUCAUGGGAGGUCUGCUGAAUUAUGGGAACCGGGUCCAGCUGGAACAGCUGGGCUGCACCAUUCAGAGCUCCACCGUGGCCCAAAUCACAAAGGCACUGAGGAAGUACCUGGUCAGAGAGCUGAACAAACCGCAGCCCCCAGAGGAGGUGAUGGACCUGCUGGUGCUCCUCUAUGAGUUUCAGAACCCCAGGCUGAGCGCUGACGUUCUGUCCUCCAUCAGAUCCAUCCGCCUCGCCGACAUUCGGAUGACUUCACUCAAGUGCUUCGUCCUGGCCUCAGUGCUGUCCUGUACCCCCCCCAGUUACCACCUGGAGUCCCUGGACCUGUCCUCCUGUCUCCUGACCAGUGAAAUGCUGAAGACCCUCAUGCCUGCCUUCAGACACACACACAACCUCAAUCUGCAGUUUAACAGCCUGCAUCCGGACUCCUGCAGCCUCCUGAGAGAUCUGCUACUAGAUCCCAAGAGUUGCGUUAAAUCUCUACAACUGUGUGAUAAUCCUCUGCUGGACUCUGGAGCCCACACCCUGCUGGAGGCUCUGCCCCAGAACCAGUCCCUCAGACAUCUGUCCCUGAUGCACACCGCCCUCGGGGACCAGGGGGCCCUGGACCUGGCUGACAAGAUCCAGCAGCACAGCGGCCUGGAGGAGCUCAACGUGGCCUACAACAAUAUCGGAGACAACGCAGCUCUGACUCUGGUGGACGCCUGCAGAGAGCACCCCAGCAUCCACACUGUGCAUUUGUACCUGAACCCUCUCAGUGAUGUGGGGAAACAGUCUCUGUACGUCCGAGGAGUUCCCAAGAGCAAAGGCGGCAGCGGGCGGAGGGUCCGAGUCCUGGCCUCCGUCACCGAGGGCUCAGACCUCUCUGAAGACUGGCACCCCAUCCUCAGCGUGAUCCGAGAGAACGCUUCCUCCUGGGACCGAGAGAGAGUUAAACAGCAGCUGAGGGUGUUCCUCAGGGAUCUGGAGUGGGGUCGACAGCAGCAGCAGAGCAUCUGGAAGAGGCUUCACUUCAGGAAAGUAGAGAAGGGAGUCCGGCAGACGCUGAGGAUGCUGGACAAGAACACCCUGUCUACAUACAAGUAGAGCCCCUCCCCUCAGAAGGUCAAAGGGCACUCAGGGUCCUCAGCAGCAGCAGGGGUACAUUCUCCUCAGCUGAAAAGUUUCAAACAUCCAAUCUGUUUGUGUUCAUUUAAUGAGUCACAAAGUGAAGUGCAGUUAAACUGCUCUUUUCUGCUUCAGACAGUAUAAGGGGGGGAGGUUAUGGGCUGUCCUCCCUCUCCUCCCUCUCCUCCCUCUCCUCCCUCUCCUCAGUUGGACCCACUGUCGAUGUAAUCAGUUGCGAUCGUUAACCAAACAGAUUUGACCAUAGAAUACAAGCAGCGCCUGCACAUGUGUCAGUCCAUUUCUCAGACAUUAUUAUUUGAACUGUAGAAUCCACAGUAUUGUACUAUUUACCAUUCGUCUUCUACAGGACGUUAAAAAUGACGCUUGUUUCCUAUUGACAUCAUAUCCUGCUCUGGGUCUACCCAAUCAGCAUCAAGUAUUCAGCCUCGCUGCCAUAAAAUUAACCCAAACUUCUGUCUGCAUGUACAGAACUGCCCAGAGAAAGUGGAUUAAUAAUCAUAUAAUAUAAAAUGAAAUGAUUAAAGGAAUGCAGUUGUGACCUCUAAGUCAGUAUCUCCACUUGAACAGCCUGGUGUUAGCCAUCAGCUGUUAGUACCACUGUCGGUACAGAUAGUUUCAAAGCAGGGCCAGUUCUAGGAUGUGUCUGCAGUGGACACGGGUCACUGCUGUGCCUUUGUUCAGGCUCCACACGGCUGUGCUCCUUCUGUUUGAAGGUACGUGUCAGCUGUUUGUAGAUGCACUGCUAACAGCCAGAUGACUGAUGUCGUGACCUCAGUCCAAAUGCUUUCUGCUGUAAAGGCUGAUGGGAGCAGAACCUCUACAGGCCUUCAGAACAGCAGAUGGUCCUGGACACUUCAGAUGUUUACAAGUGGGCUUCUAGGGGCUCCUGGGCCUUGGUCAGUGGGUUUAAUCCAGUAGAUGGAGGCUGGAGAAGCAGGAUAGAAGAUGUCCUAGUGUAGACGGUGGAAGCCAAACGGACACAGACAGACAGCCUCUGGAUUCUCACCACAGAUGGACACAACAGUAAGGGUGGUCACCUGCCCAGGACACCAACAGAUCCAGGUGGACCACUGGAGGUCUAGUUGACUGACAUGGACCGCCUCAUCCAGGUCAUCCAGGUCCUUACAUCUGGAUGCAGCACUGGCAGGUCUUUUAUCUUCUACCUUUUUUCCAUCAUGUUCCAGUUUCCGUGUCAUGUCCAACUCCCCACCCGCUGCCGUCAGCUGUGGCUGAAACCGUGACUGUGGAUGAAAACCUCAUAUGACCAACACUAGAAAAUAUGAACUAGUCUUUAAAGAGGAACUAUGUAAGAUUUUACCAGUUUUGCUCUUCUUCACUGUUUUUGUAUCAUUUUUUAAUGGAGCUCCCCCUACAGUUUAGACGUACAUAUUCACUGUGGUAAAACCCACCCCUAACCCCGCCCCCUCUAAUCAUGUGUAUUUAUUUUCAAUGAAGCAGGUGACGAGAAGGUAAUCCUCGGAGCAAUGUCUUUGUGACUUUGAGUUACAAGAAAGUUACUAAUGUUACAAGAGUCACUCAAACUUCAAGGCCAGUCGUUAUGCCAGUCACUAUUCAGACGAAACAAAUUAGACACAUAAGGAACGACAAACAUCCGACUGAAACUAGAUUCAACUGAUUCAAUUCUGUGUCUCGUAGUAAAAAUACACUCCUGAGGCAGACAAAGGGUAAACUAGUAAAUGAAACAAACAUACACCUACGUGACACAAGUAUGCUAACAUCUCCGCUAGCUAGCAAGUGUCCAGGCAUCGUUCAUAGAAUGAGUUGAUAAACGAGUAAACACUGUUACAGCCAACAGCAGCAUGAAGAGCACAAACCCACUGAAGUACAUACAGUCUAGUGAAUUUAUCUGAGCCGUUCUUACAAGUCCAACAGCUACAACGCCAAGUCUGCAUCUGUUUUAGGGAUGCAAAUUAUACAUUAAUUCAUUAGUCAUUAGUUGGUCAGUCUUAUCGAUCAAUUAACAAUUAAUUGAUAAGCAGCGAUUUUCCUAAGAACCUGAAUUUCUCUUUCAAAAGAGACUAUAAGAAUAAAAGCUAAAUAUUGUUUAUGUACUUCAUUAAAAAAGCAUGUCAUGUUCCUUAAUGACUGAUUUCUGUUCCAUUGGAUACAGAACAGACAAUGACAGGAAUGGAGUCGAACUAAAGAAGUUGUGCAGAAAAAUUCAUGGAUCUGAAGGGGGACAGUUUAGAAGAAAUGGGCAUUUCUGACAUUGCAUCACUACCUGACAUGAUAGGGUGAGGUUUGACACCCCCCCCCCCCGCUGCUAUUUUCCCUUGUCCAGCGGGGUGACUGACAUGCCUUAAAUGCUGUGUCCUGGAUCAGGAGGACGUUUUAACUUCUGUCUCACUGACCAGAUAGUCCAGAUGACCGUGGACUAGACCAGCCUCCAAAGGAAACGCUCCGUCCAGGAUCGGACCGAUAUGACCCCCCGUAUUUGUGUGGGGGUGCUUAUCGACAAUUAAUUGAUAGUCGAUUAAUUGUUUACAUCCCUAAUCCGUUUAGAUCAGGGGUGUCAAACAUGCGUCCCGGGGCCAAAGGUUCCAGUCCGACCCCUGGGAUGAAUUUCCAAAGUGCAGAAGUUCCACAGUCCAGACAGUGGAACUCAUUUUAGUUCAGGUUCCACAAACAGACCAAUCUGAUCUGCAGUCAAAUAACAGCAGAAGAACCACUAACAAAGAAUGACUGCAGAUUUUCUUCUGUUUGAUGUGAAAA